AUGUCUCAUAACAACCUGACAGGAGUUAUUCCUUCUUGUAUCUCCAAACUACAAAACCUCGAUUCAUCAUUUGAUGUAUCAAAUAAUAAACUCUGUGGUGAAAUCUCAGCAGAAAUCGGAGUCACACUUUCUGAUUUAGAAGUCCUCAAUCUAGCUGGUAAUGAAUUUUCAGGUUCAAUUCCCUCUUCUAUAUGUUCAAACAUACCAAUUUAUUCAUCUUCAACUAUUGACCUCUCAAACAACAAAUUCUCAGGGGUUAUACCUAAUACCAUAGGGAAUUGUAGGAAUCUUGAAUCACUAAACCUUGGGAACAACAGUCUCAAGGGAAAUGUUCCGAAUGAGAUUGGACAAUUACAUUUUUUGAAUUAUCUUCAACUGCAAGACAACUAUCUGGAAGGUACUAUCACCUUCAUCAGUAAAUUUCCGGAUCUAGAUGUUCUUAAUUUAGCAAAUAACCACUUCCAAGGCAAUAUACCCAGAGCAUUAUUUGGUCCACAGCAUCCUUACGUAAGAAUCAUUUCUUUAAGGUCAAACAAGUUGAAUGGGUCACUCCCUAAUGAAAUUAGCUUGAGUCACCUUCUAAUUUUGGACUUAUCGCAUAACCAACUCUCGGGCCAUAUUCCUACAAAGUUAGGAAGGUACUGGAUGAAUUUACCAAGUUAUUCUUCAGUGCAGCUAACGGAUCAACGGAAUGAUAAUGAUAUUCAAUUGCAGAUGGUGAUCAACGGGAUCAUGGUACAAUUUCAAAAAGUAUACCCUUAUGACUCGGUAUUGGAUCUAUCUUGCAACAUGUUCGAGGGUAACAUCCCAACAGAGAUUGGCCGGUCAAAAGGACUUCGAAGGCUGAAUUUGUCUCACAAUCAUCUUUCGGGUAAUUUACCUGUGAGUAUUGCAGAUAUGUCUAAUUUGGUUUCUUUGGACUUAAGUUUCAAUACACUCUCUGGGCAAAUCCCACAUUCUUUAACAUCGCUCGACUCUCUUGGGUUUCUAAACCUAUCUUACAAUGAGUUGAGUGGCAAAAUUCCAAGAGGGACUCACUUUGACACGUUGGGUGUUGAUGGUUGGGCUUUCGUUGGGAAUGCAUUGUUGUGUGGAGAACCUACAAAGAAAGUUUGUGAAGUUGAAGAAGACGAUCAAAACGAUGAUCAAGAAGAUGCAAGUGAGAAGUUGAUAUUCUACAGUAUUGUUUUUUUGGGGUUUGUAGUUGGAUUCUGGGGUCCAUUCCUUGUGAUGCUGAUAAAAAGGGAUAAAAUGUGGUUUCUAUAUUGGAAAUUUAUUGAUUAUUUUGUUGUUGUAAUAAUAAGAUGUAUCCAAAAUAAAUAA
Molecule: messenger RNA, 1323 nt
Organism: Papaver somniferum (opium poppy)
Lineage: Eukaryota; Viridiplantae; Streptophyta; Magnoliopsida; Ranunculales; Papaveraceae
Product: probable LRR receptor-like serine/threonine-protein kinase At4g36180
Exons: 1
Coding region: 1-1323 (440 amino acids)
Molecular function (GO): protein binding
Source: RefSeq, a predicted model, not a curated record